Aplosporella prunicola CBS 121167 is the source of this 1158-nucleotide messenger RNA. RefSeq lists its product as uncharacterized. NCBI's taxonomy places the organism in Eukaryota, Fungi, Ascomycota, Dothideomycetes, Botryosphaeriales, Aplosporellaceae. Gene Ontology annotation, molecular function: monoatomic cation transmembrane transporter activity. Gene Ontology annotation, cellular component: membrane. The transcript has 2 exons. The coding region runs from base 1 to 1158 and encodes 385 amino acids. The record is from RefSeq and is a predicted model, not a curated record. Gene Ontology annotation, biological process: transmembrane transport; monoatomic cation transport.
AUGACGGACAACGCCGAUGCCAACCCCUUCAACUUCCAGCCCCAGGCCUACGUCGUAGGGAAGCCCGCGGGGGGGAAGCCGGAAGCGCUGGGCCGCCGGCGCGGCCACAAGUACAAGCACAGCAGCGUCUCGCACCAGAUCUUCCUGGAGCCGGCCCCCCGCGCGCCGCUGCAGGUGCCGGCCAGCCUGCCGGUGCCGACGUUCAAGGAGCUGCGCGCCAGCCUGACGAUGGAGCAAAAGUGGCGCUUUGCGUGGUGCGCGUGCCACCUGGCCGUGGGCGCGUACGUCAAGUCGAGCGCGCAGGGCUCGGCCGCCAUGACGGCCCUGUCGCACCUCGUCUUCUACGACUUUGUCGGCGCCACCGUGUGCUGCCUGGCCGACGUGGGCGGCAACUUUGAGUUCUGGCGCCGCACGAGCCUGAAGCGCCCGUUUGGCUUCGAGCGCUUCGAGGUCCUCGCCGGCCUCGCCAUGGCCGUCACCCUCCUCUUCACCGGCUUCGACCUCGUCAGCCACAACAUCCAGCACGCGCUCGAGAACCGCGGCGGCCACACGCCGCACCGCGCGCACGGGCACGAGCGCGUCUCAGCCGGGAGCGUGGACACGGCCGCGCUGGCCGCCAUCACCGCCACGCUCAUCUCGGCCAUGGUGCUGCAGAACCACGCGCGCAUCCGCAAAGUGAUGCGCGUCGCGGCGCUGGAGUCGCUGCCCUCGGUCCUCAGCAACCCGUCGCACCUGCUCACGCUCUCGUGCUCCACCCUCCUGCUGCUGCUGCCCCUCCUCUCGGUGCGCAUGUACAUCUGGCUCGACCGCGCCAUCACCGCCGUCGUCGCCCUGAGCAUGACGACGCUGGGCUGGAAGCUGGCCUGGGCCCUCGGCCGCCUGCUCAUGAUGUCGUAUGCGGGCCCGGGGCUGGAGGCGCUGCUGCGCGGGCUCGAGGCCGACCCGGCCGUCGCGCGCGUCGACGAGGCCGCCGUCUGGCACGUCCAUUACGGCCUCUGUCAGGCGAACAUCAAGCUCAAGGUGUGGUCGCUCGAGGACGCACCCAGGCUGCGCGACCGCAUCCAGAGCUUGGUGAGGAAUCGGCUGGCUGGUGGCUAUGGCAGUGGCGAUAAGACCAAGUUUGAGAUUUCGACCCAGUUGUCGCUGAUGGCGGAUUGA